AAAGAAUGGCGGCAAAGCGGUGAUCGGGGGUGUUGACAUUUGCCGUUCAUCAUUUCUGUGAAGUCAGCAGCAGACAGAGACAAAAGAUGGCCUGGUUAAACGCAGAAACCAUGGCGUACCGCUACAUGGUCCUGUUUUUCACCUGUAUGCUGACAUUUGGGUCCUAUUUUUGCUUUGAUAUGCCCAGUGUUCUACAGUCAGAAUUCCAAGGGAUAUUGAACUGUACCAACUCAACCCUGGACAACACCACUCACUGUACCUGUGAGGACUGCUUGGGGAUGUCAGCUGAUGACUACAAUCUGCUCUAUGCCAUUUAUGCCUGGACGAAUGCUGUAGUUGUGAUAGGAGCCGGAUUCCUCAUUGAUAAACUAGGAAACAGAUUCGGUGUGUUCCUGUUUUCUUUCCUCUGUGUCCUCGGGUCAUGUACGUUUGCCCUUGGUGCGGAGAUGAAGGGCACGGCAGCCAUGUUACCUCUCAUGUUAACAGGUCGUCUCUUAUUUGGAUCGGGAAAUGGCUCUCUAACCAUUGUUCAGAAUCGCAUCACAGCCUUCUGGUUCAGGAACAAGGAGUUAGCCAUGGCCUUCGGCUUCACCCUUGCCUUUUCCAGGCUUGGCAGCGUCCUUAACUUCUUGCUUACACAGAGCUUUCGCAGGAGGUUUGGACUCAGUUGGACUCUAUGGGGAGGUGCUAUGCUCUGUGGGCUGGGCUUCAUCUCAGCAUUUGUUGUCAGCAUCUUGGACGUGGUCGGAGUACGACAACUAGGUCAGGCAGAAGACCUGAAGAUAGAAUCGAAAAAAUUGAAAGUGACAGACAUAAAACACUUUUCCCUGUCGUACUGGCUCCUGGCUUUGACCAUUAUGUUCUUCUACAAUGGAGUCUUUCCCUUUGUGGCUGAUGCAAGUAAAUUCAUCCAGGACAAAUAUGAGUUUGAUAAGAAAACCUCCGCUUACUUAGCAGGAGCUGUGUAUGAUGCCUCCAUGGUUCUCUCCCCUUUCCUUGGAUUUGUCAUUGAUCGUAUAGGUAAGCGUGGAAUUCUCGCGCUCAGCUGUGCUGUUCUAACCAUACCUGUGUUUGGCCUGCUGGCCUUUACCACCAUCUACCCGCUGGUCUCUACACUCUGGCUAGGAAUUACUUAUUCCUUUGCUGCUGCUAGCAUGUGGCCGUCCAUUCCUCUGGUCGUCACUCAGUCCACCAUCGGAACAGCCAUGGGCCUCACCACCUCCAUACAGAUGAUUGGAAUUGGAGUCUCCAACGUCGUCGUGGGGGAGAUCCUCGGCAAAAACCAGCAUCUGUCUCGAGAGGAAACUUUGCCAAGGUGGAAAUAUGUCAUGAUCUUCAUGUUGGCUAACGUCCUAGCCUGUGUCACAACCACCAUAUUCCUGAAUAUAAAUGAUAAGAGAAAGGGCGGGGUUUUGAACCAAAGCAGGAGCCAGAAGAAACGGGUUAAGGAAAGAGAGGGAUUGUUAGUGAAUGAAGCCACUGUGUCUGUCAACGAGAGAGAUCCGCUGAUCGAAUCUUCCACACCUGGUAAUUAUGGAUCAAGAGAGAGAACGAGAUCCGUACCAAGCUGAUUAAUCUGUCAACCUAUUUGUACAUUUAAUUGGCAAUCAGAUUACGACAUUACAUGUACUUCUGUCUCACCUGUUAACAGAGGACAUGAAUUGGUUUUAUUCUUUAUGACUUUAACCAACCCUUGAUGCAAGUAUAUGUAUGUGGCAGUUUCUUAGCUCAAAUAUGUAGUUAUGAGAAGAACCUCUGUCACUAAUGUGGCUACGCACUAGCAGUUUAAUACAAACAGAUACCCAUGAAACUUUUGCCUGUUAUUAUGAAAAACAAAAUACUCCACAAUACCCAAAACUGUCACAGUGACGUGUAGAGUUUGUGUUUAGCAUGUGUUCAGGUACUAAACAUGUUUAUGACAUGUUUUAGGAUGUCCAAAGGAAGUGUGUUACACUUAUGCCUAAUACCAUUGUUUUUAGAAAUAUUAAACUAUGUGAUAUCUAAAUAACUGAGAACAGUAUUAUGUAUGGGUUUUUUUUUUAUUGUAUUUUUAUUUGGGAGGGGUUGGGGGUGGGCUGUCAGCCUGAUUUGACUAAACACUUGUAAGGAUGUAUUGCUGGUGCUACAUGUAUGUUGCUAGUGCUAUAUUUGUAUAUCCAAAUAGAGUGCGAAUUAAUAUUUUAACAAGAAAGGAAUACCCCAAAAUAAAUAAUAUAUGUACAUAAAAAUUACUGCCCUGUGCAUGUAAAUAUGUACACUAAAAGCUAAAUCUCCAAAUACCAGUAUCCAACAUGGCAUGUAGUUAAUAAAUUUGAUUCCUAAAUUGUAUGGUACAUAUGUAAUUAGCAUUCCUUUAUGUAAAUACCCAGAAAUUGAAUGUACGUAUUGUAUCGGUUGUGUACAGGGUAUUGUUCUGUACCUGUAUUCUUGUUGGGUGAGCGAGGAGAAAGGACAAACUGGGCCCCUGGGUUGUUGAGGGUGAGAAAGAUAUUGGGAUUGAGGUUACCCAGUGGCAGCGGUUUCAUUCCAUGCACGUUAUGUAACGUUACUUCAGCCCUGCAAGUAAAACUGGGCAUUCCUGACCAAAGAUGGAGAAUAGCUUUUUGGUGUACGUAUGCGAACGUGCGUAGCACUGCUAUAAAGUCCCGGCAUUGCUUGCACCUGAAUAUUUCUGCUACAUUUAUAUAAUAGCAUUCCUGUAAAUUGCAGUGUGCAGUGAAAUGUGGUGAAUGACCUUGAAAUGUGUAUCUGUCCCUUGACAUGAUGAUGUAUGUUCUUGUAUUAUAGUAACUUUUAUAGGACCACAUGUGAAAAUGUAUUAGACCGAAACAGUUAUUACGUAAAUUCUUCAACCUUUUCGAAUGUGUGCAAGGUGAUUAUUUAAGCAGAUUCUGAAGGCAUCAUUUUGUGCAGACUGAUAAAAUUAUACUUUGUGUGUAAUCCUGAAAUUGGUCAAUCCAGGAAAUGUAUUUUUACCUCCAAAAUCAACUUUAAAAAGGGGCAUAAAUUGCUCUGAAAGUUGCUCUCUCAUAUGCGAUAAGGUUGAGGAAUUAUGGUAGUUAAGGCCUGGAAACAGAAUAUAGGUGUUCAUCCCUGUCUUACCUGUUUGUAACUAACAUGUUAACGUAUUAAUGCAGUAAGAGAGAUUGUGCACAUGUAGAGAUACAUAAAAGUGUAGAUGUGUACAUGUACAUAUCAGUGAGGAAGUAGGUUGUGGUUAGAGGUGCUUGUCUUUCAAUCAACAAGGCGCACAAGGUUGCGGGUUCAAUCCCAGUCUUGGAUAGGGAAUUUGUACAUCACCUGCCCUUAAUGCCUUUUGGGCCUAGGCGAAAAUAAGUAACCAACAAUGCUCCUGUGGCCAAUCAGUACCACUUUACUCCAUCGAGGAAACGUACUGCAAGAAAAAAAUUAUUUAGUGUUCGUAGUUGUUCAAAGCAAAUGAUUUUAACAUUUUAUUCUCCAUUUUAUUAAUCUGGUGAAAACUGUUAGCUUUAACAAAUGGUAAUACCUGGUGUAUAAAAAUGCCACUUUUUGCUAUGUAAAACCCAAGUUCAAAACUUUUUUACCUGGCUGGGCUAGAAUUUACAGUAUAAGGUUCUUUAGGUCUGCAUAUUGACUGAUUGUAUUUCCCAUUUUCCUCCCGUUGUAAUGCUGACCGCCGUUCUGUAAGUGAGACAUUCUUGAGUACGUUGUAAAACUCCAUUCAAACAAAUAAAUCAACAAAUUUAAAAAGGAAUUGUCUCAUCCUAUAGAUGUCUAUUUUAUCACGGUGAUGACUAUAAAGAGGACAAAAGAAGUACCAACCCAUGUACAUAUAAAAAUCCGAUGUAUGGUAACACAGUUGUCAAUACUGGAGAUAAAAUUUAUGUGAAAUUUUAUUUUGGCUGAAAAUAUGUGUAUUUUAUUAUUAAUAUAUAAUAAUCAUAUAAGUGAAAUAUUCUUGAGUACGGCGUAAAACACCAUUCAAAUAAAUAAAUUAUUCCUGUACAGUACUCAGUGUGGAACGUAUAGCUUUUGUACCUGUAACAACACAUGGCCGUGUCACAGAGCUUAAGUUGGGGUGGCACACCUGUACGUUGCAUGUUUUAAACCAUUCAGCACUAUACAGUGAACAGAUCACAUGUACUGGAAGUAUUAUUACAUAUAAGAACACUAGUGCUUCGUUGUGGCUUUUUUUAUUAUAAGCUCAUGUAUUUGGAUUGUAAUUAUUGUGCCCUGCUUUUCAACAUACAAACUGUACGACAGUGUAACAGUGAAUGUACAUGUGUAUGUAUAUUGUCUGAUGGGCAUUUUUUGAUGCAGAACUGCUGAUAUGUUAAUGCCAUGACAUUUGUUUUUCUGGAGUCAAAAAAAAAAAAAAA
This is a messenger RNA of Liolophura sinensis, 4361 nucleotides long. RefSeq names its product major facilitator superfamily domain-containing protein 1-like. Gene Ontology annotation, molecular function: transmembrane transporter activity. Lineage: Eukaryota; Metazoa; Mollusca; Polyplacophora; Chitonida; Chitonidae. Gene Ontology annotation, biological process: transmembrane transport. The record is from RefSeq and is a predicted model, not a curated record.